AUGGAGAGUGGAAAGCGUCUCCCCGGGCCCCGACCCCUUCAGUCCCUGGGCCCCUGGGCUUGGCUUGGCCAACGCCUCCCUGGGCUGAGCUUGGGGAGAAAAGGGGAGCUUUACAAAGGACCCGCAGCCGAUGAGUGGCCCCAGGUCGCCCCCCAGUGGCCACCACGGGAGUGGGAGGCCCGAAUCCCCACGCCGCGCCUGCCACCGCCGCUUCGCAAACCCAGCGCCGCGUGUGGUUCAGUUACAGAAAAGCAGCCGGAGCCAGAGAUCGACGUUGAGUGCCUCCUGCUUUCAGCGUCCAAGAUCCUCAACUCCUCGGAGGGGGUGAAAGAGAGUGGUGGCAAUGGAUCAGACUAUGGCUGCAUAUCAGAAUCUGAAAAUAAAAGUCAACCACAAUCAGCAUUAAAAGUUCUCCAGCAUCAGCUAGAAUCAUUUCAAGCUCUCCGAAUACAGACUUUGCAGAAUGUUAGCAUGGUACAAUCUGAAAUCAGUGAAAUAUUGAACAAAAGUAUCACGGAUGUAGAAAAUGCACAACUUAGCUCAGAAAAAAAUCUAAAAUUCAACGCACACAUUGAUAAGGCUUUGCCUAUAAAGAAUCAAGAAAAAAUCCUCUCCACAGAGAAAAUUCAUCAUUUUGAAGAUUCUAUGACUCUUCAAACAGUGGAAGAAAAAUACAGUAAUACUAACGUUAACAGUAUCUCUUCAGAUAUAAAUAUUCUUUGCAAGACUGAUCUUAACAACAUAUUAAAUUUGAGAUCUUCAGUGGAUAACUCCGUUUCUAACACAAUUGUGAAUUCUUCCAAAAAUUCUGACACGUUAAAUAAUUACACUAACCUUUAUUUUUCACCUAAUGUAUCUCAAAAUGUGAUGUCUCAAGCUGAUACUGUAAGUUUGGAUCAAUCCAAAAUCACUGUGCCUUUCUUCAAACAUGGAUUUUGUGAAAAUUUAGAUGACAUUUGCCAUUCCAUCAAGCAAAUGAAAGAAGAGCUUCAAAAGUCAUAUGACAGGGAACUAAAACUUACAAAUGAACUUCAAGUUUUAAAAGCUGGUAAAAAUGUUCAAAGUAAUUAUAAAUAUGACCCCAUUAACAAAGAAAAAAUUAACUUUCUUAAGGAAGAAUCUAACUUAAGUGAGGAUAUGAAAUCAAGGAGAAUCUUAGAAUUAGAGGCUCUAGUACACAAAUUACUCCCACUUAGGGAAACAGUGUCCAAAUUUCAUGUAAAUUUUUGUAGGAAAUGUAAAAAGUUAUCUAAAAAUGAAAUACAACGGGAAAGAAAAAAUGAGAAAAACAAAGAAAUUCCUCUCACCAGUAAGAAUAUUACAGAUUUAAAACUUCACUCCAGAGUUCCAAGACACACUCUGUCUUUCUUUGAGCCAACAGAGUAUGAAGUGGAAAACAAAGAAAAGCAACCAUUUAUUGUAAAACAAGAACCAAUAUUUGAUAAUGAAAAAACAUCUAAAGUUAAUUCUGUUACUGAUCAGUGUAUUACAAAACUCCAGUACUUACAGAAUUACCUAAAAGAAUCUUUGAAGGUACAAAAAAAGGUAACACAACUAGAGAAUGAAAAUCUAAACCUCAAAAACAAAAUAAAACCUCUUGUCUUUACCACACAAGCUUUACUACAGAAAAUUGAAACAUAUGAGAAGCAAAUUAAUGAUUUGGUUGAAGAAAAGAACACUAUUCUAUCCAAGAUGGUCAAAACAGAAGAUGAUGGCAAGGAAUAUCUGAAAGAAUUGAAAAAAAUUGUAAGUAAAUAUAAUGUUCUCCAAGAACAAAAUAAAACUUUAGAGGAAAAAAAUAGUCAACUUUCUUUGGAGAAGCAACAAAUAACAGAAACAUUGGAUUAUCUGAAAAAUAAGGAACAAAAAGCUCAAAAUGAUAUGGUGAUUAUCAAUAAUGAAAAAAAUAGAAUGAGCAUAGAAGUAGAAUCAAUGAAAAGCGAUAUUCUAUUGAUUCAAAAUGAAAAUGGAGCGUUAGAGACAAAAACAUACCAGCUUCUAAAGGAAAAAGAUUCUCUUGAAAAUGAACUUAAAGAAAAUCAGCUAGAGAUAAUGCAGCUAAAAGAAAGAGAAAGACUGGCAAAAACUGAACAAGAGGCACUUCUUCAAAUAAUCGAAACAGUUAAAAAUGAAAAAUUUGCUCUUGAAGAAACAUUACAUGAUUCUACUGUUGCUAGACAAAUCAUAGAAAGACAAGUUGAGACUAUUCAAACGUACCAAUCUACUGCAAAAGAGAAUUUUCUGAAAGAAAUUAGAAAUGCAAAAUCAGAAGCAAAUGCUUAUAAGAAUAGUUUGGCAGAAAUGGAAAAUAAAUGUGAAAUGUUAUCAAAUCUGGUCAUGGAAAUUAAAACAGAUAAUCAGAUCCUAAGAGAAGAACUAAAAAAAUUUAGUCAAGAAAGUAUACAACUUGAAAACAGCAUUAGCAGACUUGAGGAAGACAAAAUACUAUUAGAAAACUAUGUAAGAAGUAUAGAAAAUGAAAGGAAUGCAUUGGAAUUUGAGAUGAAGAAUCUUAAUAGAGAAUAUGUAAAUCUAAGUGAAAAAAUGUGUGGUCAGCAUAGUGAUGUCUCAAAAAUGGAUUACAUUCCAAGAAGAGAAAAAUUCCAUUUUGAAGUCCAUGAUACUUAUGAAGAUACCACUGGUCCUAUGAAUAAACCUUUAGCUCCUGAUUUGAAAGGAAUUCCAAGUAAACGCCAUCAGUUACUUUCGCCCAAGAUAUGUAAAUAA
Molecule: messenger RNA, 2727 nt
Organism: Suncus etruscus (white-toothed pygmy shrew)
Lineage: Eukaryota; Metazoa; Chordata; Mammalia; Eulipotyphla; Soricidae
Gene: CCDC110
Product: coiled-coil domain containing 110
Exons: 6
Coding region: 1-2727 (908 amino acids)
Cellular component (GO): cytoskeleton
Source: RefSeq, a predicted model, not a curated record